UUGUCAGUCGAAAGAGAAGAUAUUGUUUUAUGGAGGCGUAAAUAUCUGAGGCAAAUAAAAGAAUACAGAGCCGCUAAUAAAACCAUUUACUAUCUUGACGAAACGUUGGAUACAACGGUAAAAAAUAAAAGACAAGCUUUUCUAGAUGGCUUAUCAGCCGGUCCAAAAGCUCGAACAGGAAAAGGUAAAAGGUUAAUUGUAUUGCACAUUGGCAGCGGCAAAGGAUUCGUGGAAGAUGGUCUACUAGUAUUUGAAUCUAAGUCUACAAAAGACUAUCAUGAAGAGAUGGAUGGUGAAAGAUUCCUUAAUUGGUUCAUUAAUAUAAUGCCUAAGCUAGAACCAAGAAGUGUGGUUGUCAUGGAUAACGCUCCCUAUCAUUCGGUAAGAGUCGAAAAAAUACUAACAACCAGCUGGAACAAGCAGCAAAUAAUAGAUUGGCUGCAAAGCAAAGGCAAAUCCAUGGACAUGACUUAUUUAAAAAAAGAAUUAUUAAUGAAAGUUGCCGAAAUCGCCCCACAAUAUAAUAAAUAUUUAAUAAAUAAGACUGCCAAAAGUAAUGGCAUAACAAUUCUUCACCUACCGCCUUACCAUUGCAAACUUAAUCCAAUUGAAUUGGUUUGGGCCCAAAUAAAAAAUUAUGUUGGUGCCAAUAACUCGACGUUCAAAUUGAGUGACAUAAAAAAAUUAUUAGAUGACGCAAUAGCAUUAAUAGACGCUAAUCGUUGGAAGAAGUGCUGCGACCACGUGAUACGCGAAGAAAAUACCAUGUGGAAUUUGGAUGACAUCAUGGAACUUGCAGAACAAAAUUCUUUCAUAAUUAAUGUAACUGGAGAAUCUAGCGAUACUGAUUAG
Parnassius mnemosyne (clouded apollo) is the source of this 852-nucleotide messenger RNA. The record is from the annotation of a GenBank genome assembly. Lineage: Eukaryota; Metazoa; Arthropoda; Insecta; Lepidoptera; Papilionidae.